CAGGUUCAGUCUGGGGUAAAGAAGGCAAAUGCAAUGUUGGCAUUUAUUUCAAGGGGAAUAAAAGCGAGGUGAUAAUGCUGAGGCCUUAUUAGACACUAAUUAAGCUGCUCUUGGAGUAUUGUCAACAGUUUUGUGCCCCGUAUCUCAGGAAGAUGUUAUUGGAGAGAGUCCAGAGGAGGUUCAUGAGGAUGAUUCUGGGAAUGAAGAGGUUAACAUAUGAGGAGUGUUUGGCAGCUUUGGGCCUGUACUCACUGGAAUUUAGUAGAAUGCGGGGGUAUUUCAUUGAAACCUACUGAGUAUUGAAAGGACUAGAUACGUUGGAUAUGGAGAGAAUGUCUCCUGUGGUGGGGGUGUCCCGAACUAAAAGGCACAGCCUCAGAGUUGAGGGGCGACCGUUUAGAACAGAGGUAGGGAGGAAUUAUUUUAGCCUGAGAGGAGUGAAUCUGUGGAAUGCUCUACCACAGACUGCGGUGGAGGCCAAGUCCGUGGGUAUAUUUAAAGCAGAAGUUGAGUGGUCAGGGCAUCAAAGGAUAUGGCGAGAAGGCAGGUGUAUGAAGUUGAGUGGGAUCCGGAAUUAGCCAUGAUGGAAUGGUGGAGCAGAUUCGAUGGGCUGAAUGUCCUAAUUCUGCUCCUGUGUCUUAUGGUCUUAUUACAUCUCCUCGUUAAUCAAGAAGGCACAGCAGCGUCUACGCUUCCUGGGAGUGAGGUGGGCAAGGAAACCCACCCCCAUUCUAACCACUGUCUACAGGAGCACCAUCGAGGCGUCCUGGUUCUGUACAUUGUACAGAAAAUGCAAGGCCCUUCUGGGGAUGGUCAAACUCGCCGAGAGGAUCAUCGGGGGUGUCCGGCCCCCACCCACACCCCCAUUUGUGACGUUGCAGACAAGGGUCCCAAAGCAUUGUCGAGGAUCCCCGCCACCCAUCCCACAAUCUCUUGGAGCCACUAGCGCCCGGAAGGAGGAACAGGUGUACCAGGACAAGGCCUACCGGACUGGAGGUACGGUGGAACGCCGUGCAUGCCAUCCAUACAGACCGUUUCGCCGCGUCAGGAGCAAGGUACCGUACGGGUGGACAGGAACAGAGCACAGAGUGGAGUAGUACAGAUACAGAGUUCUGCUCCUUCUCCCUGUGAUGGUGUGGAAUCCCUCCGGGUGGCCGGUUUCGUCCCACCAGUGCAAAGAGGUACCGCUUGGAAGAUAAAGACAUACAAUAGAAUUUAUGAAAAACUGUACGUGAACAUAGACUGACAAAACAAGCAAUAUGCAAAAGAAGACAAACUGUAUUGACGAAGAACCACUGAGAGAAGGAGUUGUAAAGCCAUUGACGGUCGGUCUGUAGGUUGUGGAAUCAGUUCAGAGUUGAGGCUGGAGACGGCAAAGGAUUUGGAGCGCAACCACACUGCUGUGCCUGUCUGUCUGGAUAUUGGAAGGAGUGACCGGAUAUUCCCUUCGUAGCACCGAUAGAUUAGUUGUCAAUCCUUGGAGAUGAAGAUGUAUCUCAUCCCAGCUGGACAUGUAUUUUGUGUCUGAAAGGAGCCGUUCUGUUUUAACUCAGUGAAAUCUGCUGGAACCGGGGUGCCGAGCAGGGAGAUAUCAUUCACCUGCUCUGUCAGGGAAGGGAUUUGCUCACUCAGCCCUCCUGCAGACACAGAGUGAGUUCACAAGGGAGACACCGUUCAACUGUUCUGAGUGUGGUAAGGAUUCACUAAUUCAUACCACCUGAUGGGACACCAGCGAGUUCACCCCGAGGAGAGGCCGUUCUCCUGCUCAGACUGUGGCAAGGCGUUCAUUCGGGCAUCCGAACUGCGGAGGCACCAGCGAGUUCACACCGGGGAGAGGCCGUACAUCUGCUCCGAGUGUGGGAAGGGAUUCACUCAGUCAUCCCACCUACAGACACACCAGUCAGUUCACACUGGGGAGAGGCUUUUCACCUGCUUAGAUUGUGGGAAGGGAUUCACUCGGUCACCUCAACUGAAGAUACAUCAGCGCGUUCACACUGGGGAGAGGCCGUAUGUCUGCUCUGAAUGUGGGAAGGGUUUCACUCAGUCAUCCCACCUACAGACACACCAGUCAGUUCACACUGGGGAGAGGCCAUUCACCUGCUCAGACUGUGGGAAGGCAUUUACUCACCCGUCUCACCUACAGACACACCAGCGAGUUCACACUGGGGAGAGGCCGUUUAUCUGCUCCGUCUGUGGGAAGAGGUUCACCCGCUCAUCGGAUCUGCUGACACACGAGCGAUUUCACACUGGGGAGAGGCCGUACGCUUGCUCUGAUUGUGGGAAGGGAUUCACCCGGUCAUCUGAUCUGCUGACACACCAGCGAGUUCACACUGGGGAGAGGCCGUUCACCUGUUCGGACUGUGGGAAGGGAUUCACUCAGUCAUCUCAACUGAAGGUACAUCAGCGAGUUCACACUGGGGAGAGGCCGUUCACCUGCUCAGACUGUGGGAAGGGAUUCACUCAGUCGUCCAGCCUGCAGACACAUCAGCGACUCCACACAGGAGAGAGGCCAUUUACCUGUUCUGUGUGUGGGAAGGGAUUCACUCACUCAUCCCACCUUGUGAAGCACUAUAGAGUUCACACUGGGGAAAAAGCUUAAACUGCUGCAUGCCGGAUACUUAACCAUCACAGUUGCUGAACCCAGAGGCAAGUUCAAAAGUGACUGUUUUUGUCCAACUCUGCAAUGAUUGCUGCUGCUCACCACAGCCAGUCUGCACCCCGGUCACUGGGCCUGGGAGGUGUCUCUUCCUCUGGCAUUCACCUUUUAUGGGACUGGAGUUUAACAUUCUGGAUCUGUGACAAAUAAAUCAGGUCUAUUUUAAACUAUGUCUCAGGUGUUUACAGUACAGUACGGAAUCAAUUCAUCCCAUCUGGUCUCUGUCAGUGUUUCUGUUCCAGGGCAGUGAUUCCAAAUCCUUUCCUGCUGUUCUUCUCUCAAUCUCCCUGUGGUGACGGGUUCUAAAUAGUCUGUUAGUGAAGAAGUUUCUCUUGAAUUUCCUGCAUGACGUUCUGUCGAUUGAAGACAAGCUCACUGCAGUUCUGUCUGACGUGUUCUUCAUCCCUCAAAUCUCUGGGCGGAGGAAAAACGGCAUUGGGUGUUACCAUCUGUAUUCCCUGCUGUGAGUCUUUUUCACUGCUGAAGGGCUGCGUCUCGCACGGCUGGGUUGUUACAACACACCGCUGUCCUCUAAACUUGAUAGCAGAAUGGGGGACCAUUAGUGGAGUGGGGUCAGAAACGAGACAUGGGUCAGGUUUGGGGCUCCGGACAGCAGUAGGGUUAGGAGUAUAUGAUCAGGAGGAGGGGGCGAGGUGCUAAGUGACAAGAGUAGCAAAAAUUGGAAGCUCAUUGACAGAAAAAAGCUGUGUCAGGUUUAUCAAUUGAAGGGUGCCACGGCAGUGCAGCUCACACUUUCGUUGUCCUCUGUAAGGAAGUAUGUGUAUCCUUCCUGUGUGCGUGUGGAUUUCCUCCGGGUGCUCUGGUUUCCUCCAACAAUGCAAAGACAUAUGGUUAGUUGGCUAAUUGGUCAUAGUAAAUUGCCCUGUCAUUGGGCUCGGUGGAAGGACGUGUUCCACGUUGUAUCUCUAAAUAAAAUUAAAGAGAUGAUGAGAUUCACUUUGACUGCUGACACACACAAUGCCUGCUCAUAUUGAUCAUGUUGCUGGGAGGAGCACGCAAUGUCAAACUGGAUACUGUUUUCUCAUAAAAAUAUUGUCUGGUUCGGUGCCUUUUGGCAGAGGGGAGCAGUGCUUGUAAAACACUUCCAAUUGCACCGUUCUUACCGAGAUAUCUCUGCGGUUCAGGAUUCACCUUCGGUGAUCCGCGGAUUGAGUGUGCAGGCGUCAAUGGAACAAGGUUCAGCCGGUGCGAGGGCGAGUCGAAAGGUGCGCCUGCGUGGUGGACAAAAGGCUCCGGACUAUUGGCAGGAGGUCAGCGGGUACAUCUUCACUGGCAGUCGUGCCUUGACUGGGACAAAUGCUCUGAGCUCUGGCGAUGGUUCGCGCGGGGCCGUGGAGAAUUCUUUGCUGGUAAG
Molecule: messenger RNA, 4031 nt
Organism: Mobula hypostoma (lesser devil ray)
Lineage: Eukaryota; Metazoa; Chordata; Chondrichthyes; Myliobatiformes; Myliobatidae
Product: zinc finger protein 239-like
Exons: 4
Coding region: 1721-2599 (292 amino acids)
Biological process (GO): regulation of gene expression
Cellular component (GO): nucleus
Source: RefSeq, a predicted model, not a curated record